UCUUUCUGAAAUAAAUGGACCUUUUCCUUUUUCUGCUUUUCGCAGACCCUUCUCCUUUCUCUAUCCCCUCCCUCCCCUACCUUCCAUUUUCCCCCCUCCCCAAUCUCAUAGCUUCGGCACCCUGUUCCCCCGUCAGCCACCCAAAGCACCCGUCGGUGCUGGCCUUCCUUUACCCCCACCAUUUCCUUCUUACUUUCUCUUAUUUGAAAACUUUCAGAUCUGUAAAAAGUUUAGAAUAUUGAGCUCUCGGCAAGCGGCGGACGUGAGAAAGUGCUCUUUGAUCUUUUUGUUGCGAGGGUGGUCUCCUUGGAAAGCUCGUGCCUCCAUUGCAGUAGGGUUUUCGAAAAAGCUUGAGAGAAUGUGGGCCUGGGGCGGGAAACAACUCUUCCACUGCGUCUUCUAGCCAAACUAUCACCACUUGCAGCUCUGCAGCGAUCACGAACGAUCUAUUCAGUCCAACCAAAGAGGUCAUGAUAAGAAAAGAAGAAACUAUCAUGGCAGCUUCUAUCACCACCAAAGAAUGCCUAAGACAUAAAUGCUCUGCAUGCUACAAGCAAUAUAAGAAGAAAGAGCAUCUUAUUGAGCACAUGAGAGUUUCGUAUCACUCUGUUCAUCAGCCUAGAUGUGGGGUCUGCCAAAAGCACUGCAAAUCAUUUGAAUCAUUGAGGGAACAUCUAAAUGGUCCACUUUCAAAAUCAAAUUGUUCAAAAAUUUUCUUGGAGCAAGGUUGUGGGCUUUGUUUGAGAGUACUUGAUGAUCGCACAUCUCUCAGUGGGCAUCAAGACAUUUGCCGCUUAACAGCUCCUGUUCGCCAAGGAACAAGUCUAUUGCCAACUGAUUUAUCAGAUUGUUAUGAUGAAGACCGUUCUGAUCGAGGCCUUGGAGCAAUAGCUAUGGAUUGUGUUAUGGCUGGCGGUGGAAGUGAUGGCACACUGGACAUUUGUAUUGGGAUCUGCCUUGUUGAUGAAGACGAGAAAUUGAUUUUCAAUACUUUUGUACAACCACAAAUACCAAUCACGAAUUACAGGCAUGAAGUAACUGGGCUAACGGAAGAACGUGUAAGGUAUGCCAUGCCACUGAAAGAAGUCCAAGAAAAAGUAUUAAAAAUCUUGUUAAAUGGAGAAACCAUCGAGAGAUUGAGAUUGAAUGGUGGCAAAGCUAGGCUUCUUGUCGGCCAUGACUUGGAGCAUGAUUUAGAUUGCUUGAGAAUGAAUUAUCCUGAUCAUAUGUUAAGGGACACUGCUAGAUAUACUCCAUUGAUGAAAACAAAUUUGGUUAGCCAUUCUCUCAAGUACCUUACUCGAACAUAUUUGGGGUAUGAUAUUCGGCAGGGUGUGCACGACCCCUAUGAAAAUUGUGUAUCAGCGAUGCGAUUGUACAAGAGAAUGCGCAGUCUUAACCAUCAUGGAGAAGUUACGACACCGUUGAUUUCUCCUCCCCCUGCUCGGUAUGUUGCUCACAGUCUUGAUUCCUAUAGUGCAAAAGAUCUUGAGAAGAUGACUCCAGAUACACUUUAUGAGUUAUCGAGAUCGAACUUUAAGUGUUGGUGUCUUGACUCGAGACGAGUAAUGCAAACUUAGGAUCAGAUCAUGUUCAUUUUCUGCUGGGAAGAAAAGGCAUAGACAGUACUCAUAUUGCUGGGGAGAGGUGAGGUUGUUGGAUGAUGAAAAAGGGGGAAAUGAGAAAGGAAGGUUGACCUGCUCUUUUGUAUCUAUCUAGCCUUUCAAGACUUGAAACGAUUAAAAUGCACCUGUUCUAUCGUAUAUUGGCGUCUUGCCAAUUUAUGGUUGUGUUUGAGGUCUCUGUUGGUGUUUGUUUCUUGAUACAGACGUGUGUCGGAAUGGAACGGACUUUAGAGGCAUCUUUAGAAGUGUUAAAUCAAAUAUGAAAAUGAUUCAAUAUUAUUUA
Messenger RNA from Cucurbita pepo subsp. pepo (vegetable marrow), 1908 nucleotides. NCBI's taxonomy places the organism in Eukaryota, Viridiplantae, Streptophyta, Magnoliopsida, Cucurbitales, Cucurbitaceae. The record is from RefSeq and is a predicted model, not a curated record.